UGCCGGAGAGGACAGGCGUGUUAUUGUGUAAACGCCAUCCCUUUGCCUUUCUCUGUCCUCACUCCAUGGUGCCACUGCAGUGGAGCUUUUUUAACAAGCUUUGCGCAUGGCCCCAAAUGCUCUGACCUCUGCUUGGUGGAUCUACCCGCGGAUACAUUAAGGAACAUACUUGCCUUUGCCUCAGUAUCUGGAGAUUUGUGGAAAUGAGCAUCCCCUCCUUUGAAAUCUUGAUCAUGCUACAAAACUCACUAACUCUUAAAAAGGUAGUUGCAAUUUGGAUGUAGACGCCUGCGCGCUUGCAGCAGCAAGUGGCCUGAGACGUUAUAGUACCGACCGGUCAGAUCUGAUGCCCCGAUGAGAGAUCUCGUUGACACAGCGGCUGCCAUGGCUCACCAUCCUUUCCAAGCUCAUCGACCAGGUGCCUUGCCCUUGUCAGCCUUCUUUACCGCCGCUCAGCCCUCGUUUCUCCCCGCACAGACUUUCCCAGACGUCUCCUCCCUGUCCGAGCCUCUGUCGGAGCAGGCUGCCUCUGACUCGGGGCUGCACGCAGCUCUGGGACGCCGACAUCAGCCAGCUCACCCGCGGUCCUGGAAGAGCCUGCAGUCAGAAGAAGGGCUGGAUGAUGACCCGAAAGUCACACUGGACUCGAAGAAUUUAUGGAAUGAAUUUCACAAAAGGGGAACUGAGAUGGUUAUUACAAAAUCAGGAAGGAGGAUGUUUCCGUCUUUCAAAGUGCGGGUAGACGGGCUGGUUGAAACAGCAAAGUAUAUCCUGCUGAUGGACAUUGUCGCUGUUGAUAACUGCCGCUACAAGUUUCACAACUCCCGCUGGAUGGUGGCUGGAAAAGCUGACCCGGAGAUGCCAAAGCGCAUGUACAUCCACCCAGACAGCCCGGCCAAAGGAGAGCAAUGGAUGAGCAAGCCCGUUGCUUUUCAUAAACUCAAACUCACAAAUAAUAUUUCGGAUAAGCACGGAUUUACAAUUUUGAAUUCAAUGCAUAAAUACCAACCCAGAUUUCACAUUGUGAGAGCCAACGACAUAUUGAAGCUUCCAUACAGCACCUUCCGGACUUACGUUUUCCCGGAGACGGAGUUCAUCGCUGUCACUGCGUAUCAGAAUGAAAAGAUUACGCAGCUAAAAAUCGACAACAAUCCUUUUGCCAAAGGAUUCAGAGACACUGGAAAUGGGAGACGAGAAAAGAGGAAUAAGCAGUUAACCAUUUCUUCGCUGCACGAGAACCAAAGCAAAGCGGACCUGGACUGUGCUGAUUCUGAUGACUCAUGUGAACAACCCAGUACCAGUGAAUCGUUUUAUUCCCCUGGGGAUCUGGUGAGCAGCCCUCUGAUGUCCACGCCAACCUGUCAAGAUGAGAACAAUAUUGGAAGUGAUUCAGAUAUUGAUUUACAAGAUGAGGACAUUGCUGAAGCCAGCCCUUCCAGAACUAAACAUAUGUCUACUUUGAGUGAGAAGAGCGAGGAGAUACUGUGGAACAAGUCUGCUUUCAGUAAGAGUAACAACAGUCACGACACAACAAAAGAAAGAACAGUGUUUAGAACGUCGGAUGAUAUGUACCUUAUGGAGAUUGAUUCUUCAAAAAAGCACGUGAGCGGAAUCAAAGGUGUCCUGCCUAUGAUGUUACAAAUGCAGAGCUCAUCAUCCCUCGGGGAUGGUCACCUUCAGACUUUGGAUUUCUCAAGUGCGCUCAGCCAACAGUUUCUUAAGCUCGGGGCACCUUUGCUGUUUCAUCCUGGACAGUUGUCAGUGAAGCCAGAGGCGUUUUCCACCACGGGUAUGGGACACCUGUUUUCUUCUUUGCCCGGAGUAAAUAAUCUAGAAAAUGGAGGCCUUUCUUCUCAAAGCAUCACCUCUCCAUCUCCCUUCAUGUUUCACCUGUCACAGCACAUGCUGGCAUCUCAGGGAAUCUCACCCUUUGGAGGAUUGUUCUCCUAUCCAUACCGCUACAUGGCAGCACCAGCUACAAUUGCUCCAGCUCUCCCCACCAGUUUUGCAACCUCUACGCUGGCUAGAAACCACUGUUUCCGCAGCUCUCGGUCAUGGUUGCGAUUCAGCCCUUAUCAGAUCCCCACCUCUGUCACCUCAAGCCAAAACCUGCUUACAUCCAGAUUGCUUGGCAGUUCAAACUUACAGUCUGAGCUGUCCAAAUCAGGGAGCAGAGAGUCAAGUCCAGUGUCUGACAAUCACAGCCACAAAACCAAGCCCAAGCAGAAGACUGCUCCACCGAAAAACAUUGUUGAGGGUUCCAUUAAUGCAAAACAUACAUAAUGCAGUUAGAGGACUUGAUGAAUGACUUCACCACAAUAGACUCUCCAAUAUGUUGAUGUCGAUUUUCAUCCUACACGUGGUGGAUACUGGAUAAUGGACACGCAAGUUUAUGAAGUUGCACAUAAUAAUCACCUAAAAUAACUAUUUUGCUAGAAACUGCAUGUGUUUCUGGUAUUUAACUUGUCAUCAUAACAUCAGUAAACCUGCCUAAUAACCACUGAUUUGGUGAGUUGCAGUUCACAAGACACCUACACAUAUACACCGAUCAGCCAUAACAUUAUGACCACUGACAGGUGAAGUGAAUAACACUGAUAAUCUCGUUAGCAUGGCACUUGUCAGUGGGUGGGAUAUAAUAGGCAGCAAGUGAAAAUUUUCUCCUCAAAGUUGAUGUGUUAGAAGUAGGAAAAAUGGGCAAGCGUAAGGAUUUGUGCGACUUUGACAAGGGCCAAAUUGUGAUGGCUAGACAACUGGGUCAGAACCUCUCCAAAACUGCAGCUCUUGUGGGGUGUUCCCGGUCUGCAGUGGUCAGUACCUAUUGAAAGUGGUCCAAGGAAGGAAAAGCGAUGAACCGGCGACAGGGUCAUGAACGGCCAAGGCUCACUGAUGCUCGUGGGGAGUGAAGUGUGGUCCGAUCCAACAGAUGAGCUACUGUAACUCAAAUUGCUGAAAAAGUUCAUGCUGGUUUUGAUAGAAAGGUGUCAGAACACACAGUGCAUCGCAGUUUGUUGCGUAUGGGGCUGCAUAGCCGCAGACCAGUCAGGGUGCGCAUGCUGACCCCUGUCCACUACCGAAAGCGCCUACAAUGGGCAUGUGAGCAUCAAAACUGGACCACGGAGCAAUGGAAGAAGGUGGCCUGGUCUGAUGAAUCAUGUUUUCUUUUACAGCACAUGGAUGGCCGGGUGCGUGUGCAUCGCUUACCUGGGGAACAAAUGGCACCAGGAUGCACUAUGGGAAGAAAGCAAGCCUGCAGAGGCAGUGUGAUGCUUUGGGCAAUGAUCUGCUGGGAAACCGUGGGUCCUGCCAUUCAUGUGGAUGUUACUUUGACACGUACCACCUACCUAAGCAUUGUUGCAGACCAUGUACAUCGUUUCAUGGAAACAGUAUUCUCUGAUGGCAUUGGCCUCUUCAGCAGGAUAAUGCGGCCUGCCACAAAGCUAAAAUGGUUCAGGAAUGGUUUGAGGAACACAACAAUGAGUUCAAAGUGUUGACUUGGCCUCUAAAUUCCCCAGACUUCAAUCCAAUUGAGCAUCUGUGGGAUGUAAUGGACAAACAAGUCCAAUCCAUAGAGGCCUCAACUCGCAACCGGACUUAAAGGAUUUGCUGCAAACGUCUUGGUGCCAGAUAUCACAGCACACCUUCAGAGGUCUAGUGGAGUCCAUGCCUCGACGGGUCAGGGCUGUUUUGGCAGCCAAAGGGGUACCUACACAAUAUUAGGCAGGUGGUUAUAAUGUUAUGGCUGAUCGGUGUAUGUUAACACUAGGCUUAAUUAUAUUUACUAUAUUUCAGUGUGAAGCAGGUUCUAACUACAUGUUAGAAUAUAGUAAUUUCAAUGUGUUUGAAACAAUGGUUAUAUGUAACGUAGAAAACAUUUUCACUUCUUCAACCAAAUUUAGCUCAGGUUUAACUUAGACAUCGGGGUGUCUUGAUUUGCAAAAAUACAAAAUCAGUGCCUAGUGGAUGUUCUAUAGUAAUAAAAAACAAUUAAAAUAAAAGAUGUUCAUUGGAAUUCCUUUAUGGAAAAACGAGCUAUUCAAAACUCAAUGCCUAAAGUGGAAUGCAAUAAUGUGCUUUAAAUAUGAAUAAAACAAUCAAAGUUUUUAUUGCUUUAUUCUGUAUGAUGGUGUAAAUAUUUUGUUCUUGUCACUUUAGUUUUCACAUACUGUAUAAAACAUGACUAGUCAAAGCCUUUUGAGACUGAAUACUGUAAAUGAUCACUGUUAAACCUGCCAUUGAGAUAUGAGGAAAUUGUAUACCACCUGUUCAGUUUCACAUUCUGUUGUUGUACCAAAGCCACACCGUUGACUUGGAGGGAAAACUCAGGAUUCUUUUUUUUUAACCAGCACUUAAGAAAAAUUAUUCAGGUAAGCUGUUUUUGUGUUUCGUUUUUUCUUCACAACCUAAAUAAAGAAGUUCACUUUUCAUACAGUUGUCUUAAUAUGUUUAGAAUAUAUAGUAUUGCUGAUGAUACAUUGCACAUUAAAUAUCCAGAUGUCUGUUGUCAGAAACAGGUCAGAUAUCACAUUACCUCUGAUGUCUCCCCACAAGAUACAUCUAAAACAAAAAAGUCUAAUCUACAGUUUGGCUUCCAAGAUAAUUUGUGAUUGAUUUCUCCACACUAACCCAACCAACUAUAGUGCAUUAUCAUUGAUUGUUUAGAACAGAGGAAAUACAAGUUCCAGACACUGACUGCUUAGCCUUUGUCUUUCUUUAGAACAAUUUAGUUUUGU
Molecule: messenger RNA, 4730 nt
Organism: Siniperca chuatsi (mandarin fish)
Lineage: Eukaryota; Metazoa; Chordata; Actinopteri; Centrarchiformes; Sinipercidae
Product: T-box transcription factor TBX2b-like
Exons: 7
Coding region: 355-2283 (642 amino acids)
Biological process (GO): cell fate specification; regulation of transcription by RNA polymerase II; positive regulation of DNA-templated transcription
Cellular component (GO): nucleus
Molecular function (GO): RNA polymerase II cis-regulatory region sequence-specific DNA binding; DNA-binding transcription factor activity, RNA polymerase II-specific
Source: RefSeq, a predicted model, not a curated record